Molecule: messenger RNA, 666 nt
Organism: Rotaria socialis
Lineage: Eukaryota; Metazoa; Rotifera; Eurotatoria; Philodinida; Philodinidae
Source: the annotation of a GenBank genome assembly
AUGGGUAACACAAAUCAUGCAUCGAAUAAAGUAGGAGUCAGUACUGUUGCCAAGAAACGAACUGAACAAGGUGGAAAUCCAUCGAUUAAUCCAACUAAAGUAGAUGACAAAGCAGCAAAAUGGGUAUUAUCAGAACGUGAUAUUAAAUUUCUUUGUUCACAGACUGGUUUACCAGAAAAUGAAAUUCGUACAUGGCACGAAAAAUUUUUUCAUGAUAAUCCCGAUGGUCGUCUUGAUCGAGAUGAAUUUCGUAAAAUAUUUCGUAUACUUCGUCAAGAAUCUCCUGACAGUUUAGACAAUAUAUGCGAUCAUGUAUUUCGUGCAUUCGAUGUUGAUGGUAAUGGUUUUGUUGAAUUCGGUGAAUUUUUACUUGGCUUUGCUAUAUGUUCACGUGGUGAUCUUCGAUCGCGAUUAGACUAUGCAUUUGAAUGUUAUGACUUAGAUUCAAAUGGUUUUAUUACAGAAGAUGAAAUUGAACCUGUCCUUCGAGGAAUGUAUACUUUACUAGGCAUAAAACAUUCCGCAGACUAUCCGCCAGAGAUUGCCGCCAAAGAUUUAAUGAACAAAUUAGACUUAACAAAAGAUGGACGUGUUACUAAAGAUGAAUUUAUACAUUUUCUUAUGAAAGAAGGAAUGUAUAGAAACACGGUUAAUCCAUUUCAUUAA